ACAUAUUUUCACUACAAUGGAACCAGAUCAACUCCUGAUUUACUCUUGGUUUCAAGCGACAUCGGCGAGCAUACACGCCGCAAUAUAAUUGGCGAUCCUGGUUCUGGUCACAAACCGGAAGCUAAAAGAAAGCGGGACGCCCUUCGCAACACUGCUGAUCAGUGUAAGAGGGACGCCCUUCGCAACACUGCUGAUCAGACUGGGAGGGACGCUCUUUGCAACACUGCUGAUCAGACUGGAAGUGACGCCCUUCGCAAAACUGCUGAUCAGACUGGAAGAACUCUGAUCAGACUGGAAGAACGGAAGACGUACAAGCCUGGAGGCAAUCAUAUGUCCUAA
Rodentolepis nana is the source of this 339-nucleotide messenger RNA. Lineage: Eukaryota; Metazoa; Platyhelminthes; Cestoda; Cyclophyllidea; Hymenolepididae. The record is from the annotation of a GenBank genome assembly.